Messenger RNA from Taeniopygia guttata (zebra finch), 1425 nucleotides. RefSeq names its product 5'-AMP-activated protein kinase catalytic subunit alpha-1-like. Gene Ontology annotation, biological process: intracellular signal transduction; protein phosphorylation. NCBI's taxonomy places the organism in Eukaryota, Metazoa, Chordata, Aves, Passeriformes, Estrildidae. Gene Ontology annotation, molecular function: ATP binding; protein serine/threonine kinase activity. The record is from RefSeq and is a predicted model, not a curated record. Gene Ontology annotation, cellular component: cytoplasm.
AUGGUAACGGAAUAUGCUUAAGGAGGAGAACUGUUUGAUUAUAUCUGUAAAAAUGGAAGGCUUGAUGAAAAGGAAAGUAGACAUCUGUUCCAGCAAAUCCUUUCUGGUGUGGAUUACUGUCACAGGCAUAUGGUAGUACAUAAAGAUCUGAAGCCUGAAAAUGUGCUGCUUGAUGCACACAUGAAUGCCAAGAUAGCUGAUUUUGGUCUAUCAAAUACGAUGUCAGAUGGCGAAUUUUUAAGAACAAGCUGUGGUUCCCCUAACUAUGCUGCACCAGAAGUAAUUUCAGGAAGAUUAUACGCAGGUCCAGAAGUAGAUGUUUGGAGCAGUGGAGUUAUUCUCUAUGCUUUGCUAUGUGGAACACUUCCAUUUGAUGACGAUCAUGUGCCAACCCUUUUUAAGAAGAUAUGUGAUGGUAUCUUUUAUACCCCUCAAUACCUGAAUCCAUCUGUAUCUAGUCUUCUGAAACACAUGCUGCAAGUAGAUCCAAUGAAGAGAGCAACAAUCAGAAACAUUAGAGAACAUGAAUGGUUUAAGCAGGACCUUCCCAAGUACCUGUUUCCUGAAGACCCGUCAUAUAGUUCUACCAUGAUUGAUGAUGAAGCCUUAAAAGAAGUGUGUGAGAAGUUUGAAUGCACUGAAGAAGAAGUGCUAAGUUGUCUGUACAGCCAAAAUCAUCAGGACCCUUUAGUGGUUGCGUAUCACCUCAUUCUAGAUAAUAGAAGAAUAAUGAAUGAGGCCAAAGACUUCUACUUGGCUACAAGCCCACCGGAUUCUUUUCUUGAUGAUCACAAUCUGUCUCGACCUCAUCCUGAAAGAGUGCCAUUCUUAGUAGCUGAAGCACCAUCCGGCCAUACUCUUGAUGAGCUGAAUCCACAGAAGUCAAAACACCAAGGUGUAAGAAGAGCGAAAUGGCACUUGGGAAUACGGAGUCAGAGUAGACCAAAUGAUAUCAUGUCUGAAGUUUGUCGAGCAAUUAAACAACUGGAUUAUGAAUGGAAGGUUGUAAAUCCAUACUAUCUGCGUGUUCGAAGCAAGAAUCCAGUGACAAAUGCAUAUUCCAAAAUGAGUCUACAGUUGUAUCAGGUGGAUAGCAGGACAUUGGACUUCCGUAGCAUUGAUGAUGAAAUUACUGAAGCAAAAUCUGGGACUGCAACUUCACAGAGAUCAGGUUCUGUGAGCAACUGUAGAUCCUGUCAAAAAGAUUCAGAUGGUGAUGCACAGGGAAAAUCUGCAGAUAUAUACCUUACACCAUCAGUAACCUCUUUGAUUGAUUCUUCUAAGGCUGAAUUAACUCCAAGACCAGGGAGUAAUACAAUAGAAUUCUUUGAGAUGUGUGCAAAUCUUAUUAAAAUACUUGCACAAUAAGUUUGAAAGUGGGCUUAUUUCUUUUACAGCAAUAAGCAUCCCUAAAUCAUAGUCAAA